This is a messenger RNA of Tupaia belangeri chinensis (Chinese tree shrew), 444 nucleotides long. RefSeq names its product olfactory receptor 52H1-like. Bases 1 to 444 code for a protein of 147 amino acids. NCBI's taxonomy places the organism in Eukaryota, Metazoa, Chordata, Mammalia, Scandentia, Tupaiidae. The record is from RefSeq and is a predicted model, not a curated record. Gene Ontology annotation, biological process: G protein-coupled receptor signaling pathway. The transcript is spliced from 2 exons. Gene Ontology annotation, cellular component: plasma membrane. Gene Ontology annotation, molecular function: olfactory receptor activity.
AUGCAUGAUCUGAACCGCAUCAUUCCCCACACGUACUGUGAGCACAUAGGUGUUGCCCGGCUUGCCUGUGCAGAUAUCUCCAUCAACAUCUGGUAUGGCUUUUGUGUUCCCAUCAUGACGGUUAUCUCAGAUGUGAUUCUCAUUGCCGUUUCUUACACCCUCAUCCUCUGCACUGUUUUUCGCCUCCCCUCCCGUGAUGCUCGCCAGAAGGCCCUUGGCACCUGUGGUUCCCAUGUCUGUGUCAUCCUCAUGUUUUACACUCCUGCCUUUUUCUCUAUUCUUGCCCAUCGCUUUGGGCACAAUGUCUCUCGCACAUUCCACAUCAUGUUUGCCAACCUGUACAUUGUUAUUCCACCUGCACUAAACCCCAUUGUCUACGGAGUGAAGACCAAGCAGAUCAGAGAUAAGGUUAUAAUUUUGUUUGGUAAGAAGAGUACAGAAUAA